Messenger RNA from Talaromyces rugulosus, 1023 nucleotides. RefSeq lists its product as uncharacterized. Bases 1 to 1023 code for a protein of 340 amino acids. Gene Ontology annotation, cellular component: cytoplasm; eukaryotic translation initiation factor 3 complex, eIF3m. The record is from RefSeq and is a predicted model, not a curated record. Gene Ontology annotation, biological process: cytoplasmic translational initiation. Gene Ontology annotation, molecular function: protein binding; translation initiation factor activity; RNA binding. The transcript is spliced from 4 exons. NCBI's taxonomy places the organism in Eukaryota, Fungi, Ascomycota, Eurotiomycetes, Eurotiales, Trichocomaceae.
AUGAGGCCUAUCCUUCUUCAAGGCCAUGAACGGUCUUUGAACCAGAUCAAAUUCAACCGCGACGGCGAUCUUCUCUUCUCAGUGGCCAAGGACAAGAUUCUUUGCGUGUGGUACUCGGCCAACGGCGAGCGUCUCGGAACAUACCAAGGGCACCAGGGUGCCAUUUGGACAGUCGAUGUCAGUCCCAACACAGUGCUCGCCGCCACGGGCUCGGCAGACAACUCGGUUCGCCUGUGGAAUAUCAAGACCGGCGAGUGCGUCAAAGUGUGGGAGUUCCCGACUGCCGUGAAGCGAGUCGAGUUCAGCCCCGAUGGAAGCCGCAUUCUGGCUGUGACGGAGAAGCGCAUGGGUUACUUGGGAACGAUCGUUGUGUUUGAUAUCCGCUACGGUGAUGGCGAUGGAAACGACCUGGACGACCAGACGGAUGAGCCGAGCUUGAAGAUUACUUGUGAAGACAGCAAGGCUACUGUUGCCGGAUGGAGCUAUCUCAGCAAGUUUAUCAUUGCCGGACACGAAGACGGCACCGUCAGCCAAUAUGACGCCAAGACUGGUGAGCAACUGGAAAACGUCGAGGCCCACGAGGCCGAUAUGCAGAUCAACGACAUUCAAUUCUCUGCCGACCGCACAUAUUUCAUCACAGCCUCCAAGGACAAAUCCGCCAAGAUCCUCUCAAGCCGCAACCUCGCCAUUCUCAAGACCUUCCCCGCCGACACCCCUCUCAACACGGCCGCCCUGACCUCGAAAAAGGACUACGUUAUCCUCGGCGGUGGCCAAGCCGCCAUGGAUGUCACAACGACAUCGGCGCGCCAGGGUAAAUUCGAAGCCCGCUUCUACCACAAGAUCUUCGAGGACGAGAUUGGCCGUGUGCGCGGCCACUUUGGUCCCCUCAACACUAUUGCCGCUCACCCGGCUGGCACCGCCUAUGCCUCUGGUGGAGAGGACGGAUACGUGCGUGUGCAUCACUUUGACAAGUCGUAUUUUGAUUUCAUGUACGAGGUUGAGCGGGAGCAGUUGAGACGGUAA